CUGACCGCAAGAGGCCAAUGGAGUGCGGAAGCUGAAAGGGUCUUCGCUGGCGGCCGACAGGGCCUCACUGUGUCACCCAGGCUGGAGUGCAGUCCUCCCGCCUCAGCCUCCCAAGUAGCUGGAUUCCAGGCGCCCACCACCACGCCCAGCUAUUUUUUGUAUUUUUGGUACAGAUGAGAUUUUGCCAUCUUACGCAGAUUGGUCUCGAACUCUUGGCCUCAAGCGAUCUACUCGCCUCAGCUCCCCAAAGUGCUGGGAUUACAGGCAUGAGCCAGUGUGCCCAGCCCAGUUAAUCAUUUUUAAAUGCAUAAAAUGCUAUUUCACAGGAGGGAAGAAGACAGAUAGCCUAUUAAUAAGUUUUAAUUAUUGGCCUAGCCAUGUACUACUCUCACUUGUCUCCUAACAACUCUGGGAAAGAGGACAGUACUGCUUUUAAAGAGACAGUGUUAGGGAUCUUGGAAGCACAGCCAACAUGUGUGACAUUGAAGAAGCCACUAACCAACUCCUAGAUGUGAACCUUCAUGAGAACCAGAAGUCUGUACAAGUGACAGAAAGUGACCUCAGAAGUGAAUCUGAGCUUCUAGUCACUAUUGGAGCCACUGUACCUACCGGCUUUGAGCAAACAGCUGCAGAUGAAGUCAGAGAGAAACUUGGGUCAUCAUGCAAAAUCAGCAGAGACCGUGGCAAGAUAUAUUUUGUCAUUUCAGUGGAAAGUCUGGCACAGGUUUGAAUGGAGCAAUAUUUAAAAUAGUUUCCUAAGUUGAUCAUUUUAUGGUUACUUUUCAUUUUAUAGACCCUUCUGGAAUUCUUUCUGAUGUUCAUUGCUCUGCCCCAAAUCAGGUUCAUUGUCUGAGAUCAGUUGAUAACUUAUUUGUGGUGGUUCAGGAGUUUCAAGAUUACCAGUUCAAACAAACAAAGGAAGAAGUUCUAAAGGAUUUUGAAGACUUGGCUGGAAAACUCCCAUGGUCAAACCCCUUAAAAGUGUGGAAAAUUAAUGCCAGUUUUAAAAAGAAAAAAGCAAAGCGCAAAAAGAUAAAUCAGAAUUCAAGUAAAGAGAAGAUUAAUAAUGGACAAGAAGUCAAAAUCGAUCAGAGAAAUGUUAAAAAAGAGUUCACUAGCCAUGCUUUAGAUUCUCAUAUCUUAGAUUAUUAUGAAAAUCCAGCCAUCAAAGAGGACGUAUCAACAUUAGUAGGUGAUGAUUUGGCAUCUUGCAAAGAUGAGACUGAUGAAAGCUCAAAAGAAGAAACUGAGCCUCAAGUGCUAAAGUUUAGAGUCACAUGCAACAGGGCAGGAGAGAAACAUUGCUUUACCUCAAAUGAGGCUGCAAGAGAUUUUGGGGGUGCUGUUCAAGAUUAUUUUAAGUGGAAGGCCGACAUGACCAACUUUGAUGUGGAGAUUCUUUUGAACAUCCAUGAUAAUGAGGUCAUUGUCGGCAUUGCAUUGACUGAAGAGAGUCUCCACCGAAGAAAUAUAACACAUUUUGGACCUACAACUCUUAGAUCAACUCUUGCCUAUGGGAUGCUCAGGCUCUGUGAUCCUCUACCUUAUGAUAUAAUAGUCGAUCCAAUGUGUGGAACUGGGGCAAUACCAAUAGAGGGGGCCACUGAAUGGUCUGACUGUUUCCAUAUUGCUGGUGAUAAUAAUCCACUGGCUGUGAAUAGAGCAGCAAAUAACAUUGCAUCUUUAUUGACCAAGAGCCAAAUUAAAGAAGGCAAACCAUCCUGGGGCUUGCCCAUAGAUGCUGUUCAGUGGGAUAUCUGCAAUCUGCCAUUGAGAACUGGCUCUGUGGAUAUUAUUGUAACAGAUUUGCCAUUUGGAAAAAGGAUGGGAUCCAAGAAGAGAAACUGGAACCUUUAUCCAGCUUGCCUACGGGAAAUGAGCCGUGUCUGCACACCUACCACAGGCCGAGCUGUACUACUUACUCAAGACACAAAAUGCUUUACCAAGGCGUUAUCUGGAAUGCGACACGUAUGGCGAAAGGUGGAUACAGUCUGGGUGAACGUUGGUGGUCUUCGUGCUGCAGUUUACGUUCUGAUACGUACACCUCAAGCUUUUGUUCAUCCUUCAGAACAAGAUGGAGAAAGAGGAACUCUUUGGUAAUGCAAAGAAUGAAGAUGACUAAUAGUACUUGUACUUCCCACCACUGGAAAUGUUAGCAUAAAAGAACUUGGAGAGAAAAAUAGUAUUAACAGAAGUGCAGUCUGCACUCUAAACCUGUUUAAGGCUCUUCAUCCUGGUUAGCAAAAGGUGUGAAUGUAAUGUGAUGGAAUUUAAAAGUUUUAUGAGACCAGGCACAGUGGCUCACGACUGUAAUUCCAGCAGUUUAGGAAGCCGAAGUGUGCAGAUCACCUGAGGUCAGGAGACCAGCCUGGCCAACAUGGUGAAACCCCAUCUCUACUAGAAAUACAAAAAUUAGCCAGGUGUGGUGGCGGGCGCCUGUAAUCCCAGCUACUCAGGAGGCUGAGGCUAGAGAAUCACUUGAACCCAGCAGGCGGAGGUUGCAGUGAGUCGACAUCACACCAUUGCACUCCAGCCUGUGCGACAAGAGCGAAACUCUGUCUCAAAAAGAUUUUAUAAGAAAGCAGAGCUUUUCCUUGAAGCUCUUUUGAAGUGGUGGUUUAAUUAGUAUUUUGUUGAAAAUAUUUUAAAGAUGCCCAGUGAAAAGCCUACUAAAGUGCUGUGAGAUUGGGGUUUAGAACAUUUUAUUUUCAGGCUUUAUGGCCUAUUUUCCAUUGUGUCAAGUGCAAAACUACCCUGGCCCAAAGGAAGGGCAGAAAACAUAAUUACAUCUUAGGCCACAUUUCAUUGUCUUUGAAGCUUUGCUAAUCCAGUUGCUCAAGUUCUUUACCUCAACCUGAAGGAAUGAAGCAUUAUUACAUUUUGUGAAUGGUGUUCAGCCUGUAAGACGAAGUCUCACAAGACCUAUAGGAAAGUUUACCAUCUGCCUUAAAUAUUAAAAUAUCCAUCUGUUAUUCACAUUAAUACACAGAAUUAAAAUAGAGGUCUAGGAAUUAUCAAAAGUACUGCAAAAAUACUGUUAGUAUAGAACUUUUCUAUUUGUAAAUAGCACAUACAUUGAUAGAUGGGGUAUGGGACCAACAAACCAAAUUAAAUGAAAUUGUUUUUCUUUCAGUACACUAAGGUGUGUGUUUUCAAAACCAAACACAAACCUGUCAGCGUAUUUGUUGGCUAGUUAGGCCUUUUUCUCUUAAAAGGCCAAGAGAAAAAAACUGAUGUAUCUUUGGAAAACUUUUAAUUUGGGAGUUAUGUGGGUUGUUAUUUUCUCCUGGAUCACGAUUCACAUUUAAUUGCUUUUCCAGUUGCAACAAGUCCUUCUUGAGAGUUUUGUGGAAAAUGGUGCUUCCCUGGAACAGAGUAGUUGAUGUUUUUUUGUGGAACUCAUCAUAGUAUUGUUUAUUUUGGAGCCUCUGGCUGCAUUCAGCAUAGAUUUUCAGUAUCCUAUUAGUAUUAUAAUAGUACUCCUCUUAAUACUUUUUGAUGUCUCCAUUGAGAAUAAAAGGACACAAUACUUUUGAAAGAAGAGUUCACAUUAGCAGCACAGUCAGCAAUCCUCAUCUGGUUUCUCUGAUCUCCUACCCCACACUUCAUAAUGAAUGGGAAAUAAGAUGUUUAUGAAGGUUUUAUAUCCUAGACUGGCCUUUUUACCACGAUCAGAAUUCACAGCUGCUUUAUUUAUGGGCCGAACACAAAACUUUUCACCUGAUGGGAGAAACCAUUUAAACCUCAAAUUAAGCAACCCACAGAACCAGGAAGUUCAAGGACCAUGUCUGUUUUCCCCACGAUGUCUUCCCCACCCGCCCCCCCCCAACUAAGGGCAGGGUAUCAUAUCUGCCAGAGUGGGUAUUUGUUGAACAAGCGAGUAUUUUUGCCUAUUAGCUUAGUUUUUAAGGAAAUAAUGUUUGAUUUGAUUCAUCAUAGCUUUAAUCCUAUUAAAUAGUACAAUAAAAAUUUGACAAGACUGA
This is a messenger RNA of Pongo pygmaeus (Bornean orangutan), 3983 nucleotides long. It is a transcript of the gene THUMPD3, whose product is annotated as THUMP domain 3 tRNA guanosine methyltransferase. The record is from RefSeq and is a predicted model, not a curated record. The transcript is spliced from 11 exons. Gene Ontology annotation, biological process: tRNA methylation. The coding region runs from base 772 to 2100 and encodes 442 amino acids. Lineage: Eukaryota; Metazoa; Chordata; Mammalia; Primates; Hominidae. Gene Ontology annotation, molecular function: RNA binding; tRNA (guanine) methyltransferase activity.